Molecule: messenger RNA, 2976 nt
Organism: Dujonia railenensis
Lineage: Eukaryota; Fungi; Ascomycota; Pichiomycetes; Serinales; Debaryomycetaceae
Source: the annotation of a GenBank genome assembly
AUGACUGAUCUAUUACAUCCAAGUAAUGGGGAUGCGUCGACAUUCCAUGAAUAUCCUCAUGAUAAAGACUUUGAACUGAAUGGAGAAGAUGCUUUAGCUCAGUUUGAGGACGACGGAGGCAACGCUGCAGAGCUAGUGAACAUUCUCCCUAGCCAUGCCUGUUCGUAUUGUGGUAUCCACUCCCCAAAUUGUGUGGUCAAGUGUAACACCUGUAACAAAUGGUUUUGUAAUUCCAAGAAUGGAAACAACAACGGUGGGUCUCAUAUAGUAACCCAUUUAGUGAAGGCCAGACACAAUGUUGUCUCACUUCAUGAAGACUCUGAUCUAGGUGAUACCACCUUGGAAUGCUACAACUGUGGGAAUCAAAAUGUGUUCAUAUUAGGAUUCGUCAGUGCGAAGCAAGAGUCUAUUGUUGUGAUCUUGUGUAGAUUACCUUGUGCCCAACUGAAAGACGUCAACUGGGACACUUCUAACUGGCAAUCACUUAUCGAAGAAAGACAAUUUUUACCCUGGGUAGCAAAUAACAUUCCUCCAGAAGAAGAGCAAGUUAACGCCAAAGUAGUAACUUAUCAGCAAAUUAUCAAAUUGGAAAACCAAUGGAGAUUGAAUAAGCAAACGACAAUCGAAGAUGUGAAGCCUGAAGAUGGUGCCAACGGAGGAAUAGAUGAAGAAGACGAGGAAAUACUACCUAUCCUUAUGAGAUAUAAUGAUGCCUAUCAGUACCAACGAUCAUUUGGUCCAUUAAUAAAGCUUGAAAGUGAUUAUGAUAAGAACUUGAAAGAAUCUCAAGCAUGUGAGCACAUCCUGGUGACAUGGGAGGUAGGUGCAAAUAAUAGACAUUUGGCGAGCUUCACCUUGUCUACUUUCGAGAGUAAAGGUUUGAAAGUGGCCACUGGUGAUAAGAUAAUCUUACGUCAUCAGCUGAUAUAUCACGAUCCAUGGGAAGGUAGUGGAUAUAUUGUCAGACUACCAAACAAAUUCCAGGAAACUUUUGUGUUGGAGCUCAUUCCAACAAAGGGCUCGGUGAGUCUGGUUCAACCUCCUAUCCACUUAACUACUGACUUCACUGCAGAGUUUGUAUGGAAAGGUACUUCCUAUGACAGAAUGCAAGAUGCCUUGAGAUUAUUUGCAUUGGAUCAGAAAUCCGUCAGUGGAUACAUAUAUCACAAGUUGCUAGGACAUGAUGUUGAACCUGUGGAGUUUGAUAUUGAAUUGCCGAAAAAAUUCAGUCAUCCAAAAUUAGGUGAAUUGAAUAAUUCACAGACUAAUGCGGUUAGGACUGUUUUACAAAGACCCUUAUCCUUGAUUCAGGGUCCUCCAGGAACUGGGAAAACAGUUACGUCAGCAAUAAUUGUUUACCAUCUUUCUAAAUUGAAUGCCAGUGCUAGUAGUGAAGGUACUAAACAAAGUAACAAUAAAAAUGGUAAGGUGCUAGUGUGUGCACCUUCGAAUGUUGCAGUAGAUCAUCUUGCUGCUAAAUUGGAUUUAUUGGGCCUCAAAGUUGUGAGAUUGACUGCCAAAUCAAGAGAAGAUGUGGAACUGUCUGUUCUGCAUUUGGCACUUCACAAUAUUGUUCAGCAAAAAGCUAAGGGGAAGCUCAAGAGGCUUCUCAAGCUUCGUGAUGACUUGGGUGUCUUAAAUGACAAAAACUAUUCAUCCCUUUUCAAGGCUGUGAAAACUGCAGAAAUGAAUGCUAUCAAUGACUGUGAUGUCAUUUGCUGUACAUGUGUUGGGGCAGGUGAUAAAAGAUUAAGCAAUAUGAAAUUUAGAGCUGUUUUGAUCGAUGAAUCUACUCAAGCUUGUGAGCCAGAGCUAUUGAUUCCUAUCACCAAGGGUGCUAAACAAGUUAUUCUCGUUGGUGAUCAUCAACAGCUUGGUCCAGUUAUUUUAGAGAAGAAGGCUAGUGAUGCGGGGCUCAAGCAAUCUCUUUUUGAAAGACUUGUGGUACUUGGUCAUGUGCCUAUCCGUUUAGAAGUUCAAUAUAGAAUGAAUCCCUGUUUGUCUGAAUUUCCUUCAAAUAUGUUUUAUGAAGGUUCUCUCCAAAAUGGUGUUACCAGCGAUCAAAGAUUAAUAGAAGGUAUGACUUUCCCAUGGCCCGUAAUGAGCAAUCCAAUGAUGUUUUGGGGUAAUUACGGUAGAGAAGAAAUCAGUAGUAGUGGUAACUCCUUUUUAAACAGAGUUGAAGCGAUGAAUGUUGAAAAGAUUAUCACCAAACUUUUCAAGGAUGGAAUUUCUCCUGAACAGAUUGGUGUCAUCACUCCAUAUGAAGGUCAAAGAGCUUACAUUGUUCAGUACAUGUCGAUGAAUUCCACUUUGGCCGAUAGAAGACAACAAUACUUGGAAGUUGAAGUCACUAGUGUUGAUGCCUUUCAGGGUAGGGAAAAGGACUUCAUCAUACUAUCAUGUGUUAGAGCAAACGAUCAGCAAGUUAUUGGGUUUUUGAGUGACCCCAGAAGAUUGAAUGUUGCCCUUACAAGAGCUAAGUAUGGUUUGGUCAUUUUAGGAAAUCCAAAAGCCUUAAGUAGAAAUGCUCUUUGGAAUCAUUUGUUAAUUCAUUUCAGAGAAAAGGGAUGUCUUGUGGAUGGCCCAUUGGAUAAUUUACAGUUACUGAUGGUUCAAUUAAACUCGAUCAAACGUCCUGCUAAUAGCUCUGGCCCCAUGGGCCAUGGGUCCAAUGCUUACGAAAAUAAUCAUUCCAAAAGAAGAGAUUUCGAUGUUCAAAGUGUUGUUUCUUAUGCCACGGCCAUUCCUAAUCACGAUUCUGGAGCAUCCCAGGCUAAUAUUGACCCUACCAUUUGGCCAACACUUGGUGGAAAAGAAAAUGUUUAUGGAGGAGGAAAUCAGAUAAAUUCUAAUUUCGCCCAACUGCUUAACAAACUCAACACUGACUAUGAUAAUCAAAAUCAAAAUCAAGCUCUUGAUGAAAAGUUUUUAAGUAUUACAAAUGCCUUCGCAUCUGGACUUAAUUUCGAAUAA